CACACACAAGGUGAAAGGUCAGAGUUGAAGUCUUCAUACAUGUGAUGUGACAUUGGAAAGGAGCUUGACGGAAAGCUUGGAGAAUGCGGUUAACGGCGCUGCUAGCGAUGGCCGCGCGGGUCAAAGUGCCACCGGGCUACCGCUUCGGCACAAACCGUCCCUGGACGAUUCCUGCACAAAGACUCAAUCCUCCAGGCAAACAAAGAAGGAAGGUGUUUGUCGACCGUAUUCCUCACGAAGAGUGGAACGUCUUCAGGGGUGACACAGUGGAGAUCCUCUCUGGGAAGGACAAGGGGAAGCAGGGGAAGGUUAUACAAGUGUUUCGGAACCGCAACUGGGUCAUUUUGGAGGGACUCAACACGCAUUACAGAUACAUAGGGAAGUCUGCAGACUACAGGGGCACCUACGUCCCCAGCGAAGCCCCUCUGCUGCUCAAAGACAUCUCUCUCGUUGAUCCCACUGACCGGAAACCCACAGAGGUAGAGUGGCGGUUCACGGAAGAGGGGGAGAAGGUGCGUGUGUCCAUCCGCACCGGGCGGAUAAUUCCCAAACCGUUGUUUCAGCGCAAGGACGGCAUAGUGCCCUCACAGUGGAAGGAUGGCCCUAAGGACACGUCACCAGACGACACACUGGAGAAGACGUACACACCCUCCCUGAAGACCUUAGAGGAGGAGGUAAUGGAGAGCAUGGGCAUCCAGGAAACCAGGAGGGCCCACAAGAGCUACUGGUACUGAGGAGCCGAAGGACAUUGUAAACCAUAUGAAUCUGGUUCUGCUCACAUUGGCUGUGUUCGCCUUGGAAGGACAGAGCAGCCCUUCCAGCAUGGCUCAGGCCAUGUAUGUACAGCACAACAGUACAGGAUCUGAAACGUCAAACACCUACCACUGGGGCAGACCUGUGGUCAGACUGCAAAUGGAUCAACUUUCAUGAUGUGUGAUGUGGUCUGGAGCAUUAUGGGUCAUUCCACCUCAUAUUAAGCAAUAUUUGGGGGGCUCACUUUCAUCUUAGAUUUACUUCAAAUUGUUAACAAAUAUUCCUCAAUCAUAAGAAAAAAAAUCUGAAAGUUAGUUGCUGUAUUCCAAGUAGUUUGUGAGAUAUACCUGCAAUAAAUGUUAAAGUUUGGGCUUUAAAGCAUAAAUUUGUUAUGUACGUAGAUGGCUGAAUUUUUUUGUGAGAGUUAACAAGGACACAGAGACCUCCACAGAGCAAAAUUGCACACAGAAAUGAGAAAAUAUAUUACUUUCUGUGGUAUUGGAGUCUGGGAAUAUAUUAGAAAAUGAUGGCCUAAAGAGCUAGUAUGUCAGAUUUGAUCAUAUGAAGGAUUAUUUUCUAACAGUUUGAGGUAUGAGAGUAUAAUGUGAGGCAGAGGCUCAUUCUAGGUGGAAUGACUCUUAUAGUAUCACUCCAGUUCCAAUGUACCCCAAUAAUUUAGGCCAGUUUUAAGUAAUUAUUGACAGGUUGGCUGUUGAGCAUGUCAGUAAAUGGCAGCAAAAUAAGUUGCCCUUCCUUGGUAUCCUACUCAAUCAACCCAUUUGUGUUUUCAGGCAAGUAGCCUUUAUGUAAUGGCAGCAGUUGUCUACUGUUGUUAUAGCUUUAAAGUGUGGAAAAUCAGACAACAGUUGGCCUGUAUUCGUCAUGUACUUUAAAAGUUUGUGUCUAAAGUGAUUAUUUUCCAUACAUGGUAAAAUAAAUAUGUCCCAAAUAAA
This is a messenger RNA of Megalops cyprinoides (Indo-Pacific tarpon), 1706 nucleotides long. It is a transcript of the gene mrpl24, whose product is annotated as mitochondrial ribosomal protein L24. Gene Ontology annotation, cellular component: mitochondrion; ribosome. Gene Ontology annotation, biological process: translation. Gene Ontology annotation, molecular function: structural constituent of ribosome; RNA binding. NCBI's taxonomy places the organism in Eukaryota, Metazoa, Chordata, Actinopteri, Elopiformes, Megalopidae. The record is from RefSeq and is a predicted model, not a curated record. Bases 84 to 734 code for a protein of 216 amino acids. The transcript is spliced from 6 exons.